AUGGAUGUUUUACCCAACAUUGGAGCUGGUCUCGCUUGUCGCGUAGCUGCCCAUAUUGCGGAAGCGCCUCUCAUGUGGCGCUUGCAAGGCGGGAUGCGUUCUCGCUCGACCAGGUGCAGCGUUGCCUGGAGGAGAUGUUUCACAGGUCAUCCUGAUCUGGAGCAUCCUGAGGUGGUGCAGAGUCUUCCCGAGGGGCUGCUGGUGUCCUCUUCUCCAGCAAGCUCUUCGAAGGCUUCUUCUGUGCCGUCGAGGGGAUCAGUCUUGGAACAUGAGGGCUCAUUCUGGGUGAAUGUGUUCGAGGUGGACAAGUACUGGUUUGCCUCGCCUCUACCAGGUUCUGCAGGCAAGGGUGCUAAGGCCAGAUGGACAGGCCUUGAGGAGGGCUCCAUCGAUGUGGUUAAGCUGGUCCAAUGCCUGAAGAGGCCAACGCCCCUCCAGGCGGAGAGGGCGCAACUGUCCACCGGGCUGAACAGCGGUGUGUUGGCAGUGGACGUGCUGGCGCCCAUCGGUGCUGGCCAAUCGAUGCUGAUUUGUGGGCCAGAGGGCGCGGGAAAAAGCACCCUGGCCUCACAGGUCAUGGAGCAAGUGCUCCUUCAGCGCCAUGUGGAUCAGGCGAUCCGCUUUGCCUCGGAUCCCUGCUGUGCCCCGUUGGACACAGUGCUGCACCGCGCCGGGGCCUUGCAACAACUGGUGGCACUUCCCGAUGCAGAUAGCGCGGGUCACGCGGACGCCUCGGCUGCGCUGCUGCCGGCGCUUUGGGCGGCGGUGGCGGCUGCGGAGGACUGCCGCACCUCUGGGCAGACGGCAUUGCUGGUCUUGGAUACGUUGGCACCCUUGCUGGAUGCCUGGCGCUUGGCGGUAAGCAUGGCUGAGGAGGCUUCCGGCUCCUUGGAUCUGGAAUCCUUGAGCGCCCAGCGGCGGGGUGCCUUUGCGAACCUGCUGGAGCGGGCCUCCAAUCUGCACGCGGGCGGCUCUCUGACGAUGCUGGCACUGCUGGAGACGGAGGCUCUAGCAGCCAUGGGUGUGAGCAGUGCCGGAGUGGUCGGGAGUAGACAUACUCCGUCGUCCAGCUAUUCAAUCGAGGAGUUCGGCGACCGCAGGCCCAGUGAGCUUCAAAGACUGGAAAAACUGCAGGAGCGCGGCAUUCCUUUGACGGAACACUCCCUGAAGGCCUUGGGCAUUGCGGUUCCGGGCUCCAAGGUGGAUGAUGGCCUGGCUGCACGAGAGCUGCAAAGUUUGGCGGAUGGACAGGUCGUGCUGGAUCCCUCUCGGAGCCGCUUCCCUGCUAUUGAGCCAGGCGCCAGCUUCUCGCGUUUUGGGCUGGGCUCUACCAGCGGUCCUGAGGCCAAGGCACGAGACGUCCGACCACCUGCUCUACAGGCGGUCGCUGCGCAUUUGCGCACCUUACUGGCCUUGGAGUCGGAGGCUCGCUUCCGGCCAGCGGAACAGGAGGUGGAUCGCCACCAGACACGUCAGAUGGAGUGUGUUGCCGCGGCCCUGCGGCAGCCUGCAGAUGCGCCUUUGUUGUGGCAGGAGAUGACCGCUCUGCUGCUGGCGGCGUCCAGUGGAGCCUUGGAUACGUUGCCCUUGGACGAGGCGAUGGAUUCCUUGGCUGGUGGUUCCAGGUCUCCGCUACUAUUGCAUCUUCGGGAUGCUGCUCCUGGAGCACUGCAGAAGAUUACUGAGGAGGCUCAACCUUCUCAAUCCACCAUCCGCGAGCUGGAGGUGUUUUGCCCACCAAUCCCAAGCCUUGGCCUUCGGAAGCCCAAGCAAUGCAUGGGACGCAAGGCACAUCUCUGGGUGUGGGGCGGUGCCUUGAUCGUGGCGUUGCUUCUGGAAGUCUAUGCACGUCAUGGCGUUCGGGUGAUGUUAACGCUGGGUUUGCUGGCAGCUGGAUUGGCAGCGGCUUGGCUUUGGGAUCUUUGGGUGGAGAAGGCCCUGAAGGGUAGUUCCAUGUGGCUGGAGACCAGGCAAAUGCUUUGGGAAGCUUUGCGAUCACAGCAGCCCAAGAGGACCGACGUGACCGACGUGACGCGGAAACGCCGGGGAGACCGGGAAGAUCCCCGCUUUGACCCACCUGUCGGUCCAGUCUACCGAAAGGCGAAGGACUUUUGCCUGGAAAUCGGUGCGGUGGAGGUGAGGGAGGUCCUCGAGGAUGAGGAACUGUGCCAGGAGCUUUCAGAGCAUUUGCAAUUGAAACCUUUGGAGCUGAAGCGCUUCCGAGCGUUGGCUUCGGAGGUUUCAGCAGAUCCAUCCUUUCAACUCGUCGACCCGGAGGAAGAGGAGCCGGACCCGCAGUCUCCGGAAGAGUGGGCAGCCCAGGAGCAGACGUCUCCCGUUGCAGAGGUCCAUCACCUCGAGGAAGUCGGUGCACCUCGUCACCGACCCGACUUCGAGGAGGCGCCCCAAGCGAAACGGCUCUUCGCAGCUGCGGCCUGGAACAAGCCCGGUCCACGUGGAAAGGGACGAGGGAAAGACGGACUAGUUCGGGCGUCCGGGCGGCACUACUUCGAAGACCGGGAUGACCACGCCGACGACGCCACGGCGACGUGGUCUCAGCCGACAGCCGCCAACCCUUACUUUGGCAGCUUGGCCACUGAGGACACUUGCGCUUGUGGCUCCAGCAACAUAGGCCGUCACAUGUGCUACGACUGCGGGCGCCAACGAGAAGCGCCCUCCAAAUCACAGGUGCCGCCUCACUCGGAGUCCUUUGGAGGAACGGGUGCCAAGGACGGCGGCGGCGCUGGAGGCCGGUCCAGGUUCUGCAUCCACUGCGGCGCACCUCACGUUGCGACAGCAAAGUUCUGCUCGGACUGUGGUGAGAGAGUGGAUGCUCCACCCAUCGACGCUCCACACAUCGAAGGUGGCUCGUCCGGUGGAGCGUCCACCGGACGACGGGGUGCGACCGGCUCGACCAAGGGCGACCCAAAAAGAGGCGGCUAUUUCAAUGCCGAGCAGGAGGUUGAGCAGGAGACAUUCCAAGACUACAAGAAACACCUGCGGGACGAGGUGUUGAAGAGCCCUCCCAGCGAGCGAGGUGUAGGUGCCUACAUCCGCAGCGUGACCGGCGAGCUUUGGGGCCGUGUGGUUUGUGACCAGGGCCGCUCGUGGCAGCUGGCCAGUGGCCGAAGCGCCAAGAAGGAGAAUGAGGGGAAGAUCUGGAACUUCGAGAAACCCAGCAAUGUUGCAAAGGCCAACACAGCUUUGGUCCCCCAAACCCAAAGGCAGACGUCCGUCCUCGAUGAGCUGGCGGAAAAGAGGCGCCAAGAGGAGGCGGCCUUGGCCGCCAAGCGCGAAGCCGCGCGCCGGAGGCGCCGGGAAGAGGAUGCCAAGCCGAACGGCGCAGCGGCGCGGCCGCGUGGCGCGGUGGAGCACGUGGAGCGGCGGGUCGACCCGGACGACAACCAGAGCUACACCUGGGAGGAGUUGAGGGAGCGAUAUCGCGGGAUGUUCUCAGAGGCUGAAGUCCUCGAGUACUGGCAGAAGGACUGCAAAGUGGCGCCGAGCCCUUUAGGUCCACCCGGUCGCGGCCCAGAGGUCCGAACAGACCCCGACGAUCACCAGGUCUACAGCUUUGAUGAGCUGGUCCGGAAGUACAAAGGUGCUUUUUCCCUAGCUCAGAUCGAGGAGUAUUGGUUGGAGGAGUGCCAGUUGUACUGA
Messenger RNA from Durusdinium trenchii, 3660 nucleotides. The record is from the annotation of a GenBank genome assembly. Lineage: Eukaryota; Dinophyceae; Suessiales; Symbiodiniaceae.